This is a messenger RNA of Kalmanozyma brasiliensis GHG001, 1860 nucleotides long. Its product is annotated as WD40 repeat. NCBI's taxonomy places the organism in Eukaryota, Fungi, Basidiomycota, Ustilaginomycetes, Ustilaginales. The record is from RefSeq and is a predicted model, not a curated record. Gene Ontology annotation, molecular function: protein binding. Bases 1 to 1860 code for a protein of 619 amino acids. The transcript has a single exon.
AUGCCAGCACAAAAGAGACAACGAGGUAGCGACGCCGCUGGAGGCUCGCAGCGAGCUGGCGGCAGUGGGCCAUCUGCUACCGUCUACCGCAAGUCUGCCAAGAAGCAACGAUCUGACCAGCAAACACCGACUCAGCCCGCCAAGAAGCCCGUACCGCAACGUACCCGGCCCAAGGACGACCCGAAACCAAAGACCAAGCACGAGUACAUUCAGGCAAAGAAGGCUGCUGCACUCAAGGAGAAGGAGGCUGCCAAUGCCGCUCGUCGUGCUGAAGAGUCUGCUGAGAAGCAACUGCGGAAGAAGCAGAUCCAGCAGCAGAAGGGCAAGGGUGUCGCGGGCAAAGGCGCUUCUCAGCAGCCGGCGACCAUUCUCAUCAAGCCACCGCAGCCAACGUCGACGUUCCGAAUCGUCGCCGGCUCCUACGAGCGCCUUCUCUACGGUCUCGAGGCGACGGUCGAGCCUUCCUCUGACAGCACCACCGCCGGGGCCGACGCAUCCUCAUCCACCAGCGCCGCCGCGUUCAACAUCUCCCUCAAACCCAUCUUCACCUUCCCGGCGCACAUCUCGUCGAUCCGCACCGUCGCCACCGCGGGCUCGGACUCCAAGUGGCUCGCCACGGGCGGCACGGACGAAAUCGUCAAAGUGUGGGACCUCCGCAAGCAACGCGAAGUCGGCCAACUGACGGGUCACGAAGGGACCAUCACCUCGCUCGUCUUUGCCUCUCGCACCUACCUGCUCACCACCAGUGCCGAUUCGCACAUCAACCUCUACCGAACAAGAGACUGGGCGCUGCUCCGAACGCUCAAGGGCCACAUUGGUCGGAUUAACAGCGCGUCCCCACAUCCGACGGGGCGGCUGGCGUUGAGUGUGGGGGCAGAUCGCACGAUCAGGAUGUGGGAUCUGAUGCGUGGUCAGGCAGCCGCGUCGACGAGGAUCGGCAUCGAGGCGGAUCUGGUCAAGUGGGAUACGAUGGGGGCCAGAUUUGUGGUGCUCGCGUAUCGUCAGGCGAUGAUCUUCGGGACGGACAUGACCAAGGUUGCAGAGCUGGAGGAGAAGAGGCGGAUCGGCGAUGUGUGCUUCUUCCGUGUGAAGGAUGGGGCGGGCAAGGAGCGAGAGUUGUUCUUUGCUGGGCUUGAGGAUGGCAUCGUCAAGGUUUUCGAUCUCGAUGCCGCGGUUACGGAGGAGGCCAAGGCUGUUGCGAGCGACAAGGAGGAGGACGAGGACGAAGAGGAGGAGGAGGAGGAAUUGGCGUCGCUCGUGGAAGUCGGCCGACUGGUCGGGCACAAGAACCGAGUGCGCUCCGUGACAGUCCUGCCCGUCUCGGUGUCCUCUGCAAAGGGCAAGCAAAGGGCGACCUCGUACGUCGCCGUCACGAUCUCGUCGGACGGCUUCAUUCGCACCUUUGACCUCAGCCCCAUCGUCAACAGCCUUUCGUCAACGGAGCGCACGCUCGCGCAAUACGCCGAGCAGGUGGUCUCGGUGGAAAGCAACGCGCAGUUUGACACGAAGGGCACUCGACUCACGUGCUUGACUGCUGUCGGUGUUGCAGGGAGCGCGAACGCGGGCGCAGAGCAGGAAGAGGAGGAUGGCGCGGACGUCAUCGGCAGCGACGAGGACGGCGAUGCGGAGCUGGAAGAGGAGAGCGAAGACGAGGAGGUCGACGUGGAAGCAGAAGAUGAGGAGCUCAAGGCGUUGGAACGCGCAUUGAAGGAAGCUCAGGAGAAAGGUCUCGAUCUGGAGGACCUGGAGGAGAUGCUCAAUGGCGAUGAGGAGAUCGAUCUGGACGACGAUGUGGACGAGGAGGACGGCAGCGAUGAGGAGGUCGAAGAGGAGGACGAGGACGAGGGCGAGCUCGAGUGA